Molecule: messenger RNA, 684 nt
Organism: Cantharellus anzutake
Lineage: Eukaryota; Fungi; Basidiomycota; Agaricomycetes; Cantharellales; Hydnaceae
Exons: 3
Coding region: 1-684 (227 amino acids)
Source: RefSeq, a predicted model, not a curated record
AUGGUCGGAAUGGGAGUGGGGUUCAAUGUGGUAGAGUUGAUAUCGUGCUGGUUUCUCAGAAAUCCAGACCAGUGGGGUCGCAAGAAAACUAUAUGGGGUUGCGCAUUGGAUCCCCAGCGAAAAGGAAAUGGAAAGGUCGGCCCCAUGGGCCUUAGGGAAUCAGGGUGGGCCAUAGCCAAGGACUCUGGGCUCACUUGCGCCAUAAUCAUAAUCCCCAUCUUCAUGGCAUUCUCCAGGGCCAAAAUGGGCGAAGCCAAAGACUAUGCCACCACCUUCAUUAGCCGUGCCUUCCUGGCAUUGGCAAACACCCUCUGCACCAUCCUGGCAGCCAAUGAAAUAGAGGAAUGCGGUGAUGACCCCCUCCCAUGGGGCAUAAUGAUCAAAGGUCUGACCUACCAAGAUGCGGCGACCCUACUACACCACCAGCUUUGGUUCUCGAAAACCUUCAGCUUCUCGGCACACCCGGCAACCAACUUCACAUCUGACUGGCUUGGAAACUGGGACUUUGCUGCCACAGCCAAGGACACGUCCGCUGCCCUUGAAUGCCUAAAAGCCACCUUGAGCCACCCAGACACCACCAUAGGAAGAUACCUGGCAGAAAAGGUUCCGGACCAACUAGAACGACGUGCCAUCAUCGACUCCACUCGUGUCCAACCAACUAAUCUGUCCACUGGGCCUUCCUAG